UUUAAGGUCACUGAAAUGUUCCUAUAAUAUUGAGCGACAGUGUGUGCCAUUUUAUAACCGCACGAAAAAUCGACUAGAUGAAAUCAUUAUUUGUCCGCAUCCAAGCAUUUCAAAUAAAGUAGUAAAAUAUACCCGGCAGAACAGUCGGAAACUAUAGGUUUUUUGUAGUCUACAUUUUCUUUAUUAACAUGUGACUGAACAUAUUGUCAUAGUUUGCGUCAGCUAUAUAAUUCAGAUUAAUAUAAAACUGAAAUCUGGGAGCCAUUUUACUACUUUUUGACCAUACAACGUGUAAAAUAUUGGAUUUAGAGAUAUUUAUAAGCGUGCAAAAUGGCCGUUGAGAAAGGAGAUGCUGAUUUUGUCAGUAAACUUAACGAGGAAGAAAAGAAGAAAGCAAAAGAAGAGCUUCAUGAACUGAAUGACAAAGACAGAGAGGGCGCUGUACAGGCGUUAAGAAAGUGGGCACUGGAACAAGAUUGGCUGAAAACUAAGACAGACUUCGAAUUCCUUUUACGAUUUAUUCGGGUAAGAAAGUACAGUCAACUUGGGGCCAGAGAAACUCUGGAAAACUUCUGGACGAACAGGACUAAUGUUCCCGAGUGGUUCAAAAAUGUCGACCCAGCAGACGAAAAUAUACACAAAAUUUUGCGUUUAGGGAUGGUGUACAUUCCAAAGGGCUACGACAAACAGGGACGUAAGGUUAUAUUUUCAGGCAUGGACGGUUUUGAUAUGACCUAUAUGAAAUCGAAAGAAGGUCAAGAUUUGAUCUACAAAACAUUCUGUCUAGUCUGUGAUUGGUUAACACUAGACGAAAAGGCGCAAGUUAACGGGGUAGUGUUCGUCUCCGACUACACCGGGGCCUCCCUGGAUUUUAUAAAGUAUUGGAAUGCAGAGCUGGAAAAGAAACUGUUGGCUUAUUUACAGGUAAAUGUUGGUUUUCCUUAG
Ruditapes philippinarum (Manila clam) is the source of this 945-nucleotide messenger RNA. Its product is annotated as alpha-tocopherol transfer protein-like. NCBI's taxonomy places the organism in Eukaryota, Metazoa, Mollusca, Bivalvia, Venerida, Veneridae. The transcript has 5 exons. The record is from RefSeq and is a predicted model, not a curated record. Bases 331 to 945 code for a protein of 204 amino acids. Gene Ontology annotation, cellular component: membrane. Gene Ontology annotation, molecular function: phosphatidylinositol bisphosphate binding.